Messenger RNA from Verticillium nonalfalfae, 444 nucleotides. RefSeq lists its product as uncharacterized. Gene Ontology annotation, molecular function: structural constituent of ribosome; RNA binding. The transcript is spliced from 2 exons. Bases 1 to 444 code for a protein of 147 amino acids. The record is from RefSeq and is a predicted model, not a curated record. Gene Ontology annotation, cellular component: ribosome; cytosolic large ribosomal subunit. Gene Ontology annotation, biological process: ribosomal large subunit biogenesis; translation. NCBI's taxonomy places the organism in Eukaryota, Fungi, Ascomycota, Sordariomycetes, Glomerellales, Plectosphaerellaceae.
AUGGGUGACGCUACCAUCGAGGGAUCCAAGUGGCGCCUGGUCGAGGUCGGCCGCGUCGUCCUCAUUGAGGGCAACCACCCGUACGCGGGCCGCCUCGCCGCUAUCGUCGAGAUCAUCGACCACAAGCGCGUUCUGGUCGACGGACCCUCUUCAGACCCCGAGCUCGCUGUUCCCCGCCAAGCGCUUCCUCUCUCCGCCGCCCUUCUCUCUUCCCUGGUUGUCGCCAAGCUCCCCCGCGGCGCCCGCCACGGCACCCUGAAGAAGGCCUGGGAGGCUUCCGAGAUCGACAAGAAGUGGAAGGAGACCAGCUGGUUCAAGCGCCGCACUCAGAUCGAGCGGAGGAAGAACCUGACCGACUUCGACCGCUUCAAGGUUCUCCGCCUCAAGAAGCAGCGCCGCUUCGAGGAGCGCAAGUCUCUCGCCAAGGUCAAGGCUGCGGCAUAA